Messenger RNA from Procambarus clarkii (red swamp crayfish), 762 nucleotides. The record is from RefSeq and is a predicted model, not a curated record. Lineage: Eukaryota; Metazoa; Arthropoda; Malacostraca; Decapoda; Cambaridae.
AUGGAGGCUCCUGUCUGCAGCAGCCAGAGAGGCUCCAGCCUGCAGCAGCCAGGGAGGCUCCCGCCUGCAGCAGCCAGGGAAGCUCCCACCUGCAGCAGCCAGGUAGGCUCCUGUCUGCAGCAGCCAGGGAAGCUCCCACCUGCAACAGCCAGGGAGGCUCCUGUCUGCAGCAGCCAGAGAGGUUCCAGCCUGCAGCAGCCAGGGAGGCUCCCGCCCGCAGCAGCCAGGGAGGCUCCCACCUGCAGCAGCCAGGGAGGCUCCCGCCUGCAGCAGCCAGGGAGGCUCCCACCUGCAGCAGCCAGAGAGGCUCCAGCCUGCAGCAGCCAGGGAGGCUCCCUCUUGCAGCAGCCAAAGAGGCUCCAGCCUGCAGCAGCCAGGGAGGCCCCCGCCUGCAGCAGCCAGGGAGGCUCCUGCCUGCAGCAGCCAGGGAAGCCCCCGCCUGCAGCAGCCAGGGAGGCUCCCGCCUGCAGCAGCCAGAGAGGCUCCAGCCUGCAGCAGCCAGGGAGGCUCCCUCUUGCAGCAGCCAGGGAGGCCCCCGCCUGCAGCAGCCAGGGAGGCUCCCACCUGCAGCAGCCAGGGAAGCCCCCGCCUGCAGCAGCCAGGGAGGCUCCCGCCUGCAGCAGCCAGGGAAGCCCCCGCCUGCAGCAGCCAGGGAGGCUCCCGCCUGCAGCAGCCAGGGAAGCCCCCGCCUGCAGCAGCCAGGGAGGCUCUCUCCUGCAGCAGCCAGGGGGCGGAGCUUGCCUCACAGCUUCGGAACGAUGA